Molecule: messenger RNA, 1384 nt
Organism: Topomyia yanbarensis
Lineage: Eukaryota; Metazoa; Arthropoda; Insecta; Diptera; Culicidae
Exons: 2
Coding region: 131-1348 (405 amino acids)
Source: RefSeq, a predicted model, not a curated record
CCAACCACGUUUGCACUUUCGGUCGUAUAAAUACGAACAGCAAUCUCAUAUAAUUCAAAGCAUAACACAUUUCUUCGCUGUCUAUACUAGUCACAAAUUUUAGGGACUGAAUCAGUUAAUCAGAUAAAAAAUGAAACUUUUCUGUUGCUCUCUGCUAAUAGUCGCACUGUCAUGUGCUAGUGGAAGUUAUAUUCCAUCUAGCCGACACGUGAGAGAUUCGGGUGGAAGUGGCAGUGCAGCUUCUGCUGGUGCUCAAUCAGCUAGCGGCGGCGGCGGCGGUUUUGGAGGUCAUGGUGGAUUUGGAUUCCCAAUUCAACCAGGUUUUCCUCCGAUGCCACAAUUCGGUCCCCAUGGCCAGUUCCCACAAUUUGGCGGUGGUCAUGGAUUCUCCAGUUCUGGAAGCAGUGCGUCAUCCAGUUCAUUUUCUAGUGGCGGCCACGGUGGAGCGAAAUCUGGAUCUCAAUCGGGAUCUCAAUCGUUCUCGUCUGGCGGUGGUCAUGGUGGACAUACUGGUUCUGGAUCUAGUGCUGGUUCGCAGUCAUUCUCUUCCGGUGGUGGUGGUGGUCAUGGUGGUGAACAUGGGGGUCACGGAGGCUUUGGAGCUCAAACCGGUUCUGGCUCUAAUGCUGGAUCUCAAACAUUCUCUACCGGUGGAGGUCACGGAGGUCAUGGGGGUCACGGAGCUCAGACUGGCUCAGGAUCCAAUGCAGGAUCUCAAUCAUUUUCCGCUGGUGGUGAACACGGAGGUCAUGGGGGUCAUGGAGGUCACGGAGGUCAUACAGGCUCGGGUUCCAAUGCUGGAUCACAAUCGUUUUCCGCUGGUGGCGGUCAUGAAGGUCACGGAGGUCAUACCGGAUCGGGAUCGAAUGCAGGAUCACAGUCAUUUUCAGCUGGUGGCGGUCACGGAGGUCACGGAGGCCACGGAAGUCAUACCGGCUCAGAAUCCAAUGCUGGAUCACAGUCAUUUUCAUCUGGCGGAAUUCAAGGAGGCCAUUUAGGAUCAGGUCAUCUAGGAGAAGCAGGACAAGGAACAGGUUCAACUAGUGGAGCGGGAACUCAAUCCUUCGGAUCCGAGCAUGGUGGCCAUGACGGACAUGGUGGUCAUGGCGGACAUGGUGGCCAUGGAAGCUCUGGAAGUGGUGCCCAGGCUGGAUCACAGUCGUUCGGGCAAAACCUUGGUGGGCACGGUGGCUAUGGAGGUCAUGGACAGCCCUCGUUCGGUCCAGGUGGUCACAAGACUGAAUAUUUUAAUAAAGGCGAUGGAUUCGGUGUCAGAAUUAGCGCAGAUGAAUCGUCUGAUGGAAGUGCCAAGAAGACUGAAAGCGAAGCCUGGGUGUGGAAAAAUUGAAAUGAGUAAUAAAAUAUAAGAAAUAUUCCCCAUAAA